AUGGAGUUCAGGGAUUUAGACAGACAUGCAUUCUACGCGGGACACCCGCGGCCUUUAGCACCAUCCUCAGGCAGUUUUGAAUCUAUCGACCCAUCAACCGGGAAGGCCGUCUGCAAGAUACAUAGCUCUUCACCAAAAUCUGUCGAUGCCGCAAUCCAAUCAGCCCAAGAAGCAUUUUCUUCCUGGUCUAGCACCCCCGCUGUAGAAAGAGCACGUAUUCUACAGCAAGCCGUCGCUCUCCUACGUGAGUAUAACGAUGCUCUCGCGCGUGUCGAAACAAUCGACACCGGGAAGCCCUUCUCGGAAACUUCAACAGUAGAUAUCACCACGGGAGCGGACGUUCUCGAGUAUUAUGCAAACCUAGUAGCCAGUGGUGGAUUAAAUGGCGAAUCUUUUCGCCUUCGGCCGUCGGCUAUGGUAUACACGUCUAAAGAACCUCUAGGUGUUUGCGCCGGCAUCGGGGCCUGGAACUACCCAAUCCAAAUCGCCCUCUGGAAGUCCGCGCCUUGUUUGGCUGCCGGAAAUUGCAUGGUUUACAAACCGAGCGAGUACACGCCACUACAUGCCGAAUACCUAGCUGAUCUCUACCGCAAGGCUGGCCUCCCGGACGGCGUCUUCAACGUCGUAUACGGCAGCGGCGACGUCGGGUCCUAUCUAACGAGACACCCUGCCAUCGCGAAGGUUAGUUUCACCGGACAGGUCAGCACCGGGAUGAAGGUAGCCGGCGCUGCUGCCGGGGGGAUGAAGUACGUGACCAUGGAGCUGGGUGGCAAGAGUCCAUUAGUUAUCCUUCCAGGCGCGGCUGUGGACCAAGCCGUAGACGUAGCUAUGAUGGCAAAUUUUUUCAGUACCGGCCAAGUUUGUACAAACGGCACGCGAGUAUUUGUCCCGAAUUCGAUAAAAAAGUCAUUCGAGCGCACCUUGCUCGAGAAGAUAAAAUUCGUCCGAGCGGGCGAUCUUUUCAAUCCGACAACCAACUUUGGGCCUCUUAGUAGCAAGAUGCAUUACGACAAAGUGAUUCGGUACAUACGCCAGGGUAUCGAGCAAGACAAGGCGACGUUACUGAGCGGCGGGUUAGAGCAACCAUCCGGCAUACCUCCCGAAUUAAAAGAGGGCUACUGGGUCCAACCGACAGUAUUUACGGAUUGCACUGAUGAGAUGACCAUCGUGAAGGAAGAGAUCUUCGGACCUGUGAUGACAAUCCUGGCGUACGACACAGUCGAUGAGGCAGUCCAGCGCGCCAACGCCACAGAUCUGGGACUUGCCGCCGGAGUAGUGGGUCGUGAUAUCGACCUAUGCCACAGUAUUAUCUCGAAACUCGAGGCCGGCAUUACCUGGGUAAAUACCUGGGGCGAAAGUCCCGCCGAGAUGGCAGUCGGCGGCUGGAAGCUAAGUGGUGUCGGAGUAGAGAACGGGAAGAGAGGGCUCGAGGCGUGGGUUAGGAAUAAGAGCACGUUGGUCGAAAUGGGCGGGAGCGUGCCGACUUCGUUCUCGAAACUGUAA
Daldinia childiae is the source of this 1503-nucleotide messenger RNA. RefSeq names its product NAD/NADP-dependent betaine aldehyde dehydrogenase. NCBI's taxonomy places the organism in Eukaryota, Fungi, Ascomycota, Sordariomycetes, Xylariales, Hypoxylaceae. The transcript has a single exon. The record is from RefSeq and is a predicted model, not a curated record. Gene Ontology annotation, molecular function: aldehyde dehydrogenase (NAD+) activity. The coding region runs from base 1 to 1503 and encodes 500 amino acids.